CUGUGGCUCUUUCUUUUGUCUACGGACACGUCGCGAGCACGUUGUUUUGUGAAAUUAGCGUGUAAAGUUACAAAAAUGUCGGCCCAUCUUAACUGGAUGAUAAUCAGGAACAACAACGCCUUCCUCGUGAAGAAGCGAAACAUCAAGAAGCCUUUCAGCAAGGAGCCCAACAAUGUGACUAACCUCAACGCAUUCAGAUACAAUGGCCUCAUCCACAAAAAGGCAGUUGGUGUGGUCGAGAAUCCCAACAGAAAAGGUUUUACUGUCGUGUACAAGAAGGCUAAGGCGACAAACAAGCCAGCAAAGAACCUGGUUCGCCGUCCAUUCAAAGCUGGCGCGAGGAGAUCGCUCCACAAGGUAAAGAGGUUGCUCAAAGCCAACAACUACCGCAAAGACUUGGCCAAGCCUACUCUUCGUCGUGCCUCAGCUAUCCUCAGAUCCCAGAGGCCUAUCAAAGCGAAGAAACCUAAGGCGGCAGCGGCUAAAACAGAAUAACUUUGUAUGUAAGCUUCCAAUAAAAGUAUAAAAUCCA
This is a messenger RNA of Bicyclus anynana (squinting bush brown), 532 nucleotides long. It is a transcript of the gene RpL28, whose product is annotated as 60S ribosomal protein L28. The transcript has a single exon. The record is from RefSeq and is a predicted model, not a curated record. Gene Ontology annotation, biological process: translation. Gene Ontology annotation, cellular component: ribosome; cytosolic large ribosomal subunit. The coding region runs from base 76 to 495 and encodes 139 amino acids. NCBI's taxonomy places the organism in Eukaryota, Metazoa, Arthropoda, Insecta, Lepidoptera, Nymphalidae. Gene Ontology annotation, molecular function: structural constituent of ribosome.